Solanum tuberosum (potato) is the source of this 520-nucleotide messenger RNA. RefSeq lists its product as uncharacterized. The coding region runs from base 111 to 341 and encodes 76 amino acids. The transcript is spliced from 3 exons. NCBI's taxonomy places the organism in Eukaryota, Viridiplantae, Streptophyta, Magnoliopsida, Solanales, Solanaceae. The record is from RefSeq and is a predicted model, not a curated record.
UUUAGCACUAUCCACUUCUCAUUUCUAGAACAUUUGAGCAAAGAACACUCAUUAUCAAUUCUCCCACUUCAAGCUCAUCGUGGUAAUCUUUCAGUUGUUGGAGUUCAAGAAUGGCAACAAAGUACAUUGUUGGUUCAGUGUUGGCAUCAUUUGCUGUUGCAUAUGUUUGUGAUGUUGUUAUUGCAGACAAGAAGGUGUUUGGAGGUACUACUCCACAUACCGUUGCAAACAACGAAUGGUGGAAAGAGACUGACAAAAAAUUUCAGGCAUGGCCUCGCACUGCUGGUCCCCCAGUGGUCAUGAACCCUAUCAGCCGCCAAAAUUACAUUGUCAAGUCUUGAUUAAGAUGUUUGGUCUCAGUUUCCUUUCGAGUAGUUGUGUGGUAGUUCGUUUGUAAUAAACGUUUGUUUCUGCUUGUGCAACUACGGGUGUUAUGUCUUGUAUCAGUGAAUCGACUAUGAAACUUGAAAGGAUACAUGAUCAAAUGGAUAAAGUAGCUACUUAUGUCUUUAACUUGUUA